GGCAGGGGCGUAUAGUUAUACCAGAUAUACUCAAUUGUUCACUUUCCCCCCCGAAUAUAAAACGCUGAACCUUGCCGUAUUCUGUCAAACAGAGCACCAUGUCACUGGCAAUCCCUCUCUGCUUUGUCCCUUUUAUCGUACUUUGUACAUGUCAUAACCUAACCGUGUACAACACAUCUCUGGACGACAGCGGCAAAAUGGAGCUCUUGUGGCAGGUAGACUACGAAGCAUCCACGGUGAUAUUUCAGCUCCGUGCGGAUACAGACGCGAACGGCUUCGCGUUCGGCAUGUCCGAUGACGGGACGUUAAGGAAGGCCGAUCUGGUGGUGUUCUGGACCGAGGGAAACUCUGUCAAUGUUGCGGACUCUUGGACAGAUGAUCAUGGUUAUUUUCACGUUGAUAAGAGUCAGGACUAUCAUCUGAUUGACUACACAGCCAACGCAGGGAAAACCAGCGUAACAUUCAGUCGUCGAUUCGACACCUGCGACCAACAAGACUACCGCAUCGACUCAGGAACAACCAACUUGCUGUACGUCUUACCCGAACACGACAUCUCUGCUGUAUCUGAUCUGAAUAAUGACGACGCGCGCAUGCGUUUCGGAACCAAACGACAGCAGUUGUUGAAGACCGACACGGACACCCCUCCGCUUCCACCGGAUGUGAGGUCAUUCGACAUCCGGGUGAAUCAGGCAAAGAUCCCACCAGAAGAGACAACUUAUUGGUGCAGAACUCAGCCACUCCCGACACUCCCUGCGAAGGUUCACGUUCUUCAGUACGAGCCCAUCAUUGCCCCUGGGAACGAGGCUGUGGUACAUCACAUGACCGUGUUCCUGUGUGGGAACGACGUGAGUAGUACAGCCGGGUACGACGGUCCGUGUGAGGGGGAGGAGGAUCGGCGGGAACUCAAGACCUGCAAACACGUGAUCGCUGCAUGGGCCAUGGGUGCACAGGCAUUUGCCUACCCAGAGGAGGCUGGAAUCCCUCUAGGCGGUCCGAGUGCUUCUACGUUUGCCAUGAUAGAAAUCCACUACAACAACCCAGGGCGACGAAAGGAUAUUGUGGACAGCUCGGGCGUCAGAUUCCACUACACGCCAACGCUACGACGUCAUGACGCAGGAAUCAUGGAGCUGGGCUUACGUUACCUGCCGUCCAUGGCGAUACCACCACGUCAGGAUAGUUACGUCAUCACGGGGUUCUGUCCCGCACAGUGUACGGUCAAGGGCCUCCCCGCAGGUGGCAUUCAGGUGUUCGCUUCGCAGCUACACACGCACCUGGCAGGAACAGCUGUGUGGACGAAGCACGUGAGAAGCGGAGUGGAACUUCCCGAGCUGAACAGGGAUAACCACUACAGCACGAUGUUUGAGGUGAAGCGUCUGUUCAGAGAGAACGAGGGAGAGAGGGGGGAGAGAAAGAAGGGAGAGAAAGGCAAAGAGAAGGACAGGGGGAGAUACGACCAUUACGACGAAGGAACUCAAGGUGAUGUCCUGAUGACCAGCUGUAAAUACAACACCGCAGACCGUCGCAGUGUUACUCUGGGUGGGUACGGUAUCCAUGACGAGAUGUGUCUGAACUACAUCCACUACUACCCCGCUUCGCCGCUACAGGCCUGUAAGAGUGUGGUGGCAGCCUCGGCUUUGGACAGGUUCUUCGACGUGGUGUUCAGCUUGUUUGGAACACCAAAUGAGCAAAACGUUGCAGACGAUUUUUCUCACAUGCCAUGGAACCCAUUGACAACGGCUUAUCUGACGUCACUCUACCGACGCGGACCAAUAGACGUCAUGUGCCAGAAAACUACUGGUGAAAUUUUUGAGGGGAAGUGGACUGACUUAGAACAGCCGCAUAUUCGGAAACCCCAGAAUCCUCAGCGGAAGUGUCAAGCAUGAUGAGUAGUUCUCACCCGGAUUUAGUUGGAACAUCAAGAACUGAACAGUGUUAAGCUGUCACAUGUUAAAUGUGCGGGGCGUAUGUUGAUGAGAAUUUACAUGAUUUGGAAAAUAAUCUUAAGACUGUCUGUUUUGAAUAUUCCGGUGACAAUGAACUUGAUCAAGACAAAAAGUUUUUCCAGAUAUCCACCACCCGUGAUCUUCUAUCGUGUUCGGUA
This is a messenger RNA of Branchiostoma floridae (Florida lancelet), 2101 nucleotides long. RefSeq names its product dopamine beta-hydroxylase-like. The transcript has 14 exons. NCBI's taxonomy places the organism in Eukaryota, Metazoa, Chordata, Leptocardii, Amphioxiformes, Branchiostomatidae. The coding region runs from base 99 to 1883 and encodes 594 amino acids. Gene Ontology annotation, biological process: dopamine catabolic process; norepinephrine biosynthetic process; octopamine biosynthetic process. Gene Ontology annotation, cellular component: secretory granule membrane. Gene Ontology annotation, molecular function: dopamine beta-monooxygenase activity; copper ion binding. The record is from RefSeq and is a predicted model, not a curated record.